Brassica napus (rape) is the source of this 1385-nucleotide messenger RNA. RefSeq names its product sphingoid long-chain bases kinase 2, mitochondrial. Gene Ontology annotation, molecular function: kinase activity; ATP binding. The record is from RefSeq and is a predicted model, not a curated record. NCBI's taxonomy places the organism in Eukaryota, Viridiplantae, Streptophyta, Magnoliopsida, Brassicales, Brassicaceae. Gene Ontology annotation, biological process: phospholipid biosynthetic process; phosphorylation; protein insertion into mitochondrial inner membrane. Gene Ontology annotation, cellular component: TIM22 mitochondrial import inner membrane insertion complex. The transcript has 11 exons. The coding region runs from base 93 to 1259 and encodes 388 amino acids.
AAAGUCUCUAGCUGAGACAGAGGGUCUCUCUGCAAGCGUCGACGAAAUGAUAACGGCGAUGGUGUCUCCCCGGGCCGAGUUGAAACCACACAAUGCUACGAUACAGUUGCUGCAUUUCAAAUCGCUCUUACGAGGCGAAACAACCUUCGUUCUAUAGGGAGCAGCGCCGUGUUUCCUCUGAUCGCAUCACCCUUUGCAGUGGUGGUGGUGGUGCCACUGCCGUCGUCUCCUCCUCCCGCCUCCGUGAUCUCGUUUUCGUCGUGAACCCUCAAGGAGCUAAUGGUAGAACAGCUAAGGAAUGGAAGAAGCUGCUUCCUUACCUUCGAUCUCGUCUUGGUGAAGACUGUAAUAUAUGUGAGUCCUUAACAUCUGGUCCUUCUCAUGCCAUUGACAUUACAAGAGAGGUAAGUGGCAGUGAAAAGCUAUACAUUGCUUUGAUUGGUUAUAUAUUCUCUUAUCAUCAUGUUGCUCUCUAUCAGGCUAUUAGGGAUGGUGCAGAUGCUGUCAUUGCUGUAGGAGGUGAUGGAACUCUGCAUGAGGUUGUUAAUGGCUUCUUUUGGGAGGGGAAGCCUGUUGGUAAUCUCAAUAGCGAAACCAGCCACUCGGCUGCACUUGGUCUGAUUCCGUUAGGUACUGGUUCGGAUUUUGCUAGAACAUUUGGUUGGAAGAAUGAUCCUUGCGAAGCGGUGGAUCGCAUUGCUAAAGGGAUACGAUCACGGGUUGAUGUCGGUGUUAUCGACCAGGAAGGAAGGGAUUCGCAUUACUUCAUCAACGUUGCUGAUGUUCAUUUGAGUGCAAAGGCAGGCUUUUACGCUUCAAAGUACAAGAAAUUUGGAAGCUUGUGCUACGUAAUUGGUGCCCUCCAGGCUUUUAUGGGACAUGACAACCGAGAUAUGAGGAUCAAGGUUAAUGGAGGUGAAUGGGAAGUAUAUCCACAAGUCACCGCUCUCUGCGUUGGAAACGCUAAAUACUUUGGUGGUGGAAUGAAAAUCACCCCCAACGCUUCCCCUGGAAAUGGAAAUCUUGAGGUUGUGGUACUUCAGGACUUCAAGUGGUACGACUUCAUACUGAAGCUUCAUAAGCUAUACAAUGGGACGCAUCUCUCAGUUAACAAUGUGAGCUCAAGAAGUGUACAAAGUAUAGAAGUUGAGGAGGUUUCAGAGAGUGGAAGCAUCUAUGUUCAGUCAGAUGGAGAACAUCUUGGAUUCCUACCUAGAAAGUUUCAGGUUUUACCCGGUGCCAUCGACAUGAUCAGCUGAUUCACAACCGCACAUUGCCAAGAAAGUGUAGAAGAAGAAGACUCGAAUCAUACAUUCAACUUCUUUUUUGUUCAGUCUGUAGAGAGAUUCUUCUUAUUUAAAUGUUGGAUUCAUUGUUUAAACCAA